Molecule: messenger RNA, 922 nt
Organism: Cheilinus undulatus (humphead wrasse)
Lineage: Eukaryota; Metazoa; Chordata; Actinopteri; Labriformes; Labridae
Product: sialomucin core protein 24-like
Exons: 4
Coding region: 146-907 (253 amino acids)
Source: RefSeq, a predicted model, not a curated record
CAGUGUGCAAGCAAGUCAAAUCUUAAGCUGGCUCAGUUUGCAGGAAGUGUGUUGUUUACCGUGUCAUGGAGGCGCACUCGCCACCAGGAAGGUGAGCUGAGAUACUGUUUUUGCAGAAAAUAACAAAGUACAGUACCUUGUAACCAUGGAUACCACCUUUGCAGUCAUGGCUUGCUGCCUUCUGGCAUGUCCUUUUGCUGUGGCACAAAAAGAUAAGGACAUAUCUGUACUAUCAACUCCCUUAAACCUCACUGGUACAGCAACGGUAACUCCACCUAACUCUACAGCAAAUGUAACUAUUAUCGCCAACUUGACUGAGAACACAACUCCAUUGGCUAACACAACCCAGAACAAUGCGACAACCUCUGCAACUGUAGCAGCUACAACUGAGAGUACAUCUGAGAGUCAUCCUCAGACUGUUCAGUCAACAAUCACAACUCCUCAAACAAGUCAGAUGCCUCAGACGACUGCAACUGGCACCAACACACCAACAUUGACAACACUGUUAACACUGGCACAGGAAACCACAGGAAGUCACAUAACUUCCCCUGCUACCACAGUUACAACGGCUGUUUCAUCCAACACCGUUAACACAACUUCAGAAUCAAUGCACAGAACCACACAAAGUUCUGGCCUUCGUGGUUCAGAAAUGAAUUUGACCAUUAUCUUCAGUGUUAUCCUUGGAGUGUUUGUCAUGGCACCGGUUGUGUUCAUGUUUCACAAAUGCAAACACAAAUUCCAGUACUUGCACCAACCUCUAACAAACAUCACUGAAUCAGAUACGUUUGGGGCAGAUGAUGACACACUUGUAAUUUCUGGAGGACUAUAUGAUGGCCAUCCAAUAUACGACAAUGUACCAACAGUUUCAGAGGAUCAAUCUCAGUUCCGCCUGGAGUUCCUUCAUUAAUAUGGAUGUACUUCU